Messenger RNA from Contarinia nasturtii (swede midge), 1251 nucleotides. Its product is annotated as zinc finger protein 84-like. Bases 1 to 1251 code for a protein of 416 amino acids. NCBI's taxonomy places the organism in Eukaryota, Metazoa, Arthropoda, Insecta, Diptera, Cecidomyiidae. Gene Ontology annotation, molecular function: DNA-binding transcription factor activity; RNA polymerase II cis-regulatory region sequence-specific DNA binding. The transcript is spliced from 3 exons. Gene Ontology annotation, biological process: regulation of transcription by RNA polymerase II. The record is from RefSeq and is a predicted model, not a curated record.
AUGCAUAUGCGAAAGCACAACGGUGAAAAACCGUUCCGAUGCGAGAUUUGUAUGAUGCGUUUUACACAGAAAGGAAGUUUGAAGACUAUGAGUGCAACAACAAUGGACUGGAGACACGAAAUGCACCAAAUGCUUUCGGAAUUUGAACGUCAAACAACGGUUUCUUUGGGAAAAAUCGAAAUGGCGUUCAAAUACAGUGGCUUAUCGCUCAAUGAUCACUUCAAGCAAUAUUUCAUGCGGGCCUCAAACAACCGUAUCGAGGAAACUUAUGAUCAGUUUGAAAUCAAUUCAAUGUUGAAAGACCGGGUCCAAUUUGAUGUACAUCAGAACAUGAUGAGAACUAAUGGUCCGGUCGAAGUCAUCGACUCAAGCGCCGAAGAAGAUCAGACAGGAAAUCCGGUCGAAUUGGAAUCACCAGAAACGGUAUUCGGCAUUCAAAGCGAUGGUUAUGACAAACCACCCGAAUUAAAUGAUGAUUUUGAGACGGAAUAUGAUCGAAACACCGAUGACGUGCCAAACAUGAACCCGAAAAGUAUCAACUGGCAGAAGAACAAACAAAAUUGCAUCGAGAAAGAAAUUGACAACGUGAUGAAAGCAGGAGAAGAGAUAGACGAUGUAAUUCCAUCAACUGCCUUCAAUGGACACCGCAUUCAAGACAUCAGACAUGAAUGCACAAUCACAUCCAACAACGGCACCGAAAGUAAUCAUAAAGCGGUAACAUUCGAUAACCGCAAGACGGGAGUUUCUUCCAGGUUGCCAAGAGCAGAAGCUGAAUCGACUCCAGAAUCACUGACGAAGAAAAAGCCGGCAAACCAGUUGAAGAUCCAGAAGCGAUUCCACUGCAAAGUUUGUGAAUAUUCCAGCAAUCGCAAGUGGAAUUUCAAUGUACACAUGCGUACACAUAGUGGCGUAAAGCAAUAUCGAUGUGAUAUUUGCCCCAAAGCAUUCACAAGUAUGCAGAACCUGAAGAACCACAAAAUGGCUCAUACCGAACAAGUUCCCUUUCAUUGCCGAGGAUGUCUCAGUGGAUUUCCGCAGAAGGCCGGAAGAGAUGCCCAUGAAAAAGUGUGCAAAAAACGUCGAUAUGAAUGCCAUAUCUGCAAGAAGUUCAACAAUUUGAAUAAAAAUCACUUGGAAAUGCAUAUGCGGAAGCAUAACAGCGAAAAACCUUUUCGAUGCGAGAUUUGUAUGAAGCGUUUUACAAAAAAAUAUGGCCUGAAAAGACAUUUGAACACCAUCCACCCAGAAUAA